AUGCUGGCGCCGGCACGGCUUUCCCGAUGCGCUUCUAGCGUAUUUUUGGCUAGAAGAACGCUGCUGUCCAGCGCGUUUGCCCUCGAUGAAACGUGGGCCGGCCGGCACAAGGACCUCCAGAAGCUCGGCCUCGGCGGCGACUACGAAUGGAUUGCGACGGUGCAAAAGAAGUUUAUUGGAGGCGGUGUCGGCAGCGCUGUUGACGUGGAUGCGGCGGUUUGUAUAGCUGAGCACAAGGAUCAGGUGGACGAUGUGACCGAGCUGGUGUACAAGCUGCGCCACAGCCCCUCGGCCGCCGACCUGUUGCCGUCGACGGAAUACGCGCUGUUGCGGCUGCUGCUCAAGCAUCAACCCGAUCAAGUGUUCCAGCUGGCCGAUGAUCCGAUCAACUACGGCGUAUUCCCCAACGAACACUCGGCCUGUCUGCUCAUCGACCACUUUUUGGAGCAGGGCAAUACUCAGAACGCUGCCCGUCUGGCCACGUGGGUGAUGCUGCAGGAGAUGACGGACAACAGUCUUCUCAAUCUGUUGUCUUUGUAUGCUGUCGCCAAGUGGUCCGAAUUGCCGGCGGAGGAGCGGACGUUGCCGAUGAAAGUGGAGGCGGAAGCCGAAGAGGAGGACAUCAAUGAGGAUGAUAUGCGCACGUUCAAAUUCCCGUGGCUGAAAAACGAGUGGAAUGACGGGCAUUUUGACGUGGUGGAAGCGGAGGUAUUGGUGGGAAAGACGUUGCGCUGGAUGGCGAGGGAUACGAAGGAGAUCGAUGACGCGACACGACGAUCGGCCAUUGCCCUUGGCGCUCAGCUGGCUAAAGAUGAUAAGGAAACGGCUCGUCUCGUGCAAUCGGGCUCUGUGCACGGGGCUGUUGCUCAGUUCAUCGUCUCCCAAAUCGAGGCCCACCUCAAGGCGCAAGGAGCCGAAGCUGUCCCCUCCACCCAUCAACAGGCCACUCUUAGCACGCUCGGCUCGAAGGGAAAAGCGGAUGUGGGGCUAUUCUCGGAUGUCUUCUUCAAGGCGCUUCAAACUGUCCAGCCGGAAGCGGAGAAGCAGCUGAUGGCCCAACAAAAAGCCGAAUUUGCCGAGUGGGCCGAGAAAAGGACGAGCCUGGUGCGAGCGCAGGCUGAACGUCUCCUUCUAAAGGUGAAAUUGGAAGAUGUGGAGGCGGAGCUGGCCGCGCUGCAAUCGCGCGAGGAGAAGCUCAACUUUUUCGAGAGUCGCCUCACCUGGGAGAAGCGCGCCGACGACAACGAUCAGAUUGAAGCCGUCGAAGGGAAGAAGAAGGCCGCGACCGCC
Molecule: messenger RNA, 1290 nt
Organism: Mesorhabditis spiculigera
Lineage: Eukaryota; Metazoa; Nematoda; Chromadorea; Rhabditida; Rhabditidae
Source: the annotation of a GenBank genome assembly